AUGAGUAUCGACACUCUUCGCAGGCAACGGAUUUAUCUAAAGGGAAAAUUGACUCAGAUCAAGAACUUUAUCAAUAAGGUCAAUAAAGAUGCUAACGCAACACCAGAGGAAGUCACGGCGCGACUUCAGGCAGCAGAGGAGAUAUACGCCAAAUCUCAAAAUAUAUCGCAGCAACUUUUUAUAUUAGAAGACGAGUCCGAUUCAAGGGACGAAGUGGAGGAUGCCGAGUUCGACGAUCGGUACUACUCCAUAAAGGCAGAGUUAUUACAGUUAUUGAAAAGGUUUAAACCACCUCCAGCGGGACCGUCGGAUAGCGGCGCAAGCAGUGUCACUGACGAUACGACUAUGGGCAACGAAUUAUGGGUAUUGGAAGUAUCAGAAGCUGAAUUCUUGGCAGCAUCAGCUGGCAAUGAAGAAGUUCUCAAGCAUUUAAUAGACCGAGAAAAUCAAAAACGAAAUAUGGAAUUAAUCAACAAAGAAGCUAAUAAACCAGAAAAGUCUGUGGAUGUAGCAUCUGAAAUAAAUGAAUCUAAAAAAGAUUCUUUUAUUUGGCCAGAUCAGGCCGUUCUUUUAUUUUUGGAUAUUUAUAGAAAUAAAGAACCUGAGUUUGCCUCAGGCUUAAAACGCCACAAUAAAAUAUGGGCAGAUAUUGCUAAUGAGCUUAAGGAGGCGAACUACAAUGUCACUGCUGCACAGUGUCAAAAUAAAAUGUCCGGCUUAAAAAGGACAUACAAAAACAUAAGUGAUAGCAAUAAGAAGUCGGGCAAUUUUGCUAGUUCUUGGGCUUUUUAUUCCGCAAUGGACUCUAUAUUUGGAAAAAAAGCAUGGUUAGAACCUGUAUCAACUGCGAGCAGUGAUGGUCCAUAUUCCCCAGGCUCUUCCGUACCAGAGAAGUCCGGCUCAUCAGAAAAAUUCACAGAAGACGGGAUAAUGAGACCCUCUAAAAAAAGGCGGGUAGAAUCAAUUUUGGAAUCAUAUAUUACAGAAAUAAAAGAAGAUAAACAAAAGGAGAGACGAGAUAAAGAACAGCGAAGAGUAGAAAGAAUAGAGAGACAGAAUCAAGUCUUUAAUUGAACUGCUGACUAAAAUGGUAGAGCGCAAGUAGCCCAAAAUGUGAUUCUUGUAAUAACUAUUAACUUAUGAGAACAUAUAAAAUUUAAAUUUCAAUCAAAUGUCUCGUUCAUAAAUUCAUGUAUUGAAUUUUUAGCUUCGUUUAUUUGAGAUGCACCUGCAGGCUCUUCUAGUUUGUCAGCUUGCAGUUCUUUGUCAAUCAUCGCCAUACUUUGUUUCUUACUUUGUCGAGCCAAAAGUUUAUUCAAAAUAAUGUUAGUAUGUAAUCAGACGUAAGGCGUCUUUCACUUUAUAAUACAAAAAUACAGAUAAUAUAAACAGAAAAUAACAUAAGCAAGAAAGAAAGAGAAGAUCUUUUUCUUUCUUGCUUGUGUUAUUCUCUGUUCAUAUUACCUGUAUUUUUACAUUAUGAGAGGGGUCUUAGAAUAAGAAGUGUUAUUUUUGUAUUUAAACUUAUACUUACCGUUCGUAUUCUUGUAUGCAAUGAAUUUAUGAACAAGAACAUUGAAAUGAUGCGAGCAACAAUCACAAUCAUAGUAUGUAUUCACUAUAUGAAUACAUACUAUGCUGCAGUGACGCUUUCCUUCAUUUUAUUAGCAAUAAAUUUCCGUUCAGCAUAAGUUAUAUGUGGGAAAAUAAUUCGAAAGAUUUUCUGCAUGUGUUUAUUGAUGUUGUUUUCCACACUUUAAAGUACUAGAAGAGCCUGAAGGUGCAGCUCAAAUAAACGAAGCUAAAAAUUUAAUACAUGAAUUUAUGAACGAGAUAUUUGAUUGAAAUUAAAAUUUUAUAGGUUACACAAGCAAUAUUAUUUUGCAAUAUUUGUUGGAGGAUAACCAUAUGAUUUUCUGCAUGUGCUUAUCGAUGUUUUUUUAUUUAAAAGGUUUAGUGUUAUUACAUUAACUUUAUGUAAUUUAAUUAAUUACAUUUGUGAUUGAUGUAUGUACACACAAGGGUGUUUAUAGAAACUGCAGUAUCCUAGUCAACAUAUAUUUUAUUUUUUAUGUAUUUAUAUUAGAGAUACAUAUUUUGAUAUCUUCUGUAUAUUGACCCUUUUAUGAGGCAGCACCACUAAGUUGUUUUGUUUUUACAUUCUUUGUAUAGCUGCUUUUGUGAUGUCACACAUAAAUUUAGUUUGAAUUGGGUAAUUAUUUAGAGAUACGGACCACCCUCCGAUGACCUUGCCCUUGACAUAUGUUGUCAAGGUCAUCAUUCUGAGUGACCUUCAAAAGGUUUUAGCCGGCGGUCGUUAUUCGUUGAAAAGUUAUUAACAAAAAAUGUAGAGCCGUAUAACGCGUGGAUCUAGUUUCGCCCUGAAAGCAGUGGUCGGUGUGGAGUGGUGUCGCUUCGCGUGGAAGUCGGGAACCCAUGUGGAACUGUACAAUGGUUCUACAUGGGUUCCCGACUUCCACGCGAAGCGACACCACCCCACACCGAUCCCUGCUUUCAGGGCGAAACUAGAUCCACACAGUUCUACAUGGGUAUGAUGUAAUGAACUAUGUUAUGUGUCAAUAAUGAACUAAAUGUAGAAGUGUAGAUUUUUAUUCGUUGAUAUUUUCAGUUAUAGGAUACAUA
Messenger RNA from Vollenhovia emeryi, 2643 nucleotides. RefSeq lists its product as uncharacterized. Lineage: Eukaryota; Metazoa; Arthropoda; Insecta; Hymenoptera; Formicidae. The record is from RefSeq and is a predicted model, not a curated record. Bases 1 to 1074 code for a protein of 357 amino acids. The transcript is spliced from 4 exons.